This is a messenger RNA of Rhizoctonia solani, 2307 nucleotides long. RefSeq names its product Transposase family tnp2. Lineage: Eukaryota; Fungi; Basidiomycota; Agaricomycetes; Cantharellales; Ceratobasidiaceae. The transcript is spliced from 11 exons. Bases 1 to 2307 code for a protein of 768 amino acids. The record is from RefSeq and is a predicted model, not a curated record.
AUGUCUGCUAUUGCUCGGCGCUUUCCUGGCAGCGGCGUCCUAGUCUAUUGUGCUCACUGCAAAAUGUUUAUUAAUUCUAACACUCGAAAUAAACAUAUGAAGGACUGGCGGCCCAACUUGGAUUCGGAUGACGAAGACUUGGGAAGAAACAAUGAUAUCAACAUAAAUGACAAUUCACCGCCGGGGGACUUGCAGACGGGAGAACAAGGAAAUGAGGACGCAAACAUGACAGGCGCGCCCGAUUCUCAGACUAAAAGUAAUGAUAACAAUAUUGCUCAUCAACUAGCGGGUCAGGAGUUUUGCAUGGAAGAAUAUCCACAGAUCAACGACACAAUUGGCUAUAAUACAUACAACCCCAAAGGCAAUACACUGGACGAUGAUGACCGUUCGGACUACUUGCGCGGCAGCUGGUACUGGGUCGCCACACCCCUCCCUUCUCCACCGUCGCCUCCACCCAAACAUGAGAGCGGUCUCUCAGAGCCCGACAAUGAUGGAUUCCAGAACGUUGACGCCAAGGACUAUCGGGAAUACGAACAAUGGUACGCGGAGGAUAACAUAUAUGAAGACUCAGAGAUGCUUGCCGAGACACUGACCGAUGAGGAGGUUGAUAGCAUCAUCAUGCUAGCGAUCCGACAGUUUGGAAGUGUUACACAGAACAACUAUGAACAAAUUCGAUAUUCUUACCGACAUAAGCUUCAACUCAUGAGUACCCAACGCUUGAGGACACGUAUCGCCGCUCUCUCUGGUGUUGAACCAGAGAACGUCGACUGCUGUCUCAACCCAGGUGAAAUGAAUGAUUUCUUUAAUUCAUCUUGGUACGAUAAACUAUUGCACACAAAUAUUGUCAUUGACGGCGACAACACUGGAGUGCCUCACUUCCCCGGCAAACACAACAUUGCACUUGCAAUCAUGACUGACGGCGUCCAGAUCUUCGACCAAGGUUCUACCAAGACUAACACGUGCUGGCCAAUCAUGGCCCAGAACCUUAACCUGCCGCCGGAGGAACAAGCUCAGAUGCGGAAUCUUAUUCCGUUAGGAGUUAUCCCUGGGCCAAACAAGCCCAAGGAUUUUGACUUGUUCCUCGUCCCUCUUGUGAACGAAUUUAUUGAGCUUGCCAAGGGUAUUGAGGUCUACAACACAAUGAACGGCAAAACUAUAACAUUGCGCGUUCAUCCGACGAUCAUCUCUGGCGAUAUGCAGGCAAUUAAAUACUUGAUGAAUUUCAAGGGUCCAAACGCUCAAGUGCCUUGUCUACUUCGUGGGCGGCUACCUCAAAAAUAUUACAGCCAUUACUUAAAAUUUGUUCAAAUUCUCAAGUGCCUACUCCAACUUGAGAAUACAACUAGACGGAUCAAGCAAUUGAAAGAAGAGGUUAUCGAAUAUGUUGAAGAGUUUGAGGAGUACUACUACCAGUAUGACUACAAUCGCCUCAGCGUGUGUCGGCUUACGCUCCACGCCCUGCUUCAUAUUGCCGAUGAUGUGCUCCGAUGUGGUCCGGUAUGGGUCGCUUGGUCUUUCUCGAUCGAACGCUACUGCCGCGAGAUCGUUGGCUGCGCGAAAUCUAAAGUCGUUCCUUAUGCAGCAAUUGAUCGACAUGUGCUCCAAAUGGCACAGCUCGCGGCUACGGCGUAUUGUUUUUCAGCAAUUUGCCGUGCAAUGCUUUUCGGAAAGUCCACCGCCCCAGUCAAGUCUACAGCUAUGGAGAAGAUAUAUAAAGAAUACCCCGAGACAAUCCUCCAAAAACCCCGCCUCCCCGGCUUCCCGCUCAGUGAUCGUGUCCGUCGUUGCAUCGCUGCAUAUUUCUAUACAAACAAGCCGGAGUGGACAUUCCACGCCUGGCUUGAUUUUGUUCCCACACAUGCCAAACGCUGGGGAAAACUCCGGAUUCCCGAUGGCGGCGACUACAUUCGAUGCGCCGCAGUAGUCGACCCACUCUCGCCAUAUGGUAGGCGUGACUCCUCAUUUAUUCGGUAUGAGUUCAAAAUGGACGCAAACAAGAACUAUCCUAAUCGCAACAUCGAGAUGGUCGAGGCCCGGAAAUUCAAGCUGGACGACCCGAAACUUCACAUCCUGGCGCAUUUAACCAAAGCCAAGGGAGCGGAAGGCAAUGCAAGGACGGAGCCAGUCUUGUUCACGCAGUUGGGACGAUCGGUUAUCCUCGACGUGUCUUCAGUUAAGCACGUCGUCGGGCAAGUUUAUACAACAGGCGUCAAGCGCUUGGGAGAAUGGUACAUAAUUGACCGUUCUUUGGGCGUUUGUGAAACUGCCUUUCGCCCGGCCGAACAAGUGUAUGAGGAUGAAGACUAA